Messenger RNA from Orycteropus afer afer, 1857 nucleotides. RefSeq names its product peptidyl arginine deiminase 3 (gene PADI3). The record is from RefSeq and is a predicted model, not a curated record. Lineage: Eukaryota; Metazoa; Chordata; Mammalia; Tubulidentata; Orycteropodidae. Gene Ontology annotation, cellular component: cytoplasm. The transcript is spliced from 15 exons. Gene Ontology annotation, molecular function: protein-arginine deiminase activity; calcium ion binding. The coding region runs from base 1 to 1857 and encodes 618 amino acids.
AUGUCGCUGCAGAGAAUCGUGCGUGUGUCCCUGGAGCACCCCACCAGCGCCGUGUGUGUGGCUGGCGUGGAGACCCUCGUGGACAUUUAUGGGUUGGUACCUGAGGGCACGGAGAUGUUCGAGGUCUACGGGACACCAGGUGUGGACAUCUACAUCUCUCCCACCAAGCACAGGGACCGGGAGCGUGCCGACACCAGGCGGUGGCACUUUGAUGCGGGGACAGAGAUCAUCGUGGUCAUGAACUCCCCCAGCAAUGACCUCAAUGACAGUCAUGUUCAGAUUUCCUACCACUCCAGCCAUGAGCCCUUGCCCCUGGCCUAUGCAGUGCUCUACCUCACUUGUGUUGACAUCACCCUGGAUUGUGACAUGAACUGUGAAGGCAGAGGGGACAGGAGCUUUGUGGACAAGCGGCAGUGGGUCUGGGGGCCCAGUGGGCAUGGAGCUAUCUUGCUGGUGAACUGUGACCGAGAUGAUAGGAGAUGUGGCAAACGGGACAACUGUGACCAGCACGUGAGCUGUCUACAAGACCUGGAAGACAUGUCCAUCAUGGUCCUGAGGACCCAGGGCCCUGCUGCCCUCUUCGAUGACCACAAACUAGUCCUCCACACCUCUCACUAUGAUGCCCAGCGGGCACGUGUCUUCCAUGUCUGUGGUCCCGAGGACUCAUGUGAGGCCUACCUGCAUGUGCUGGGCCAGGACAAGGUGUCAUACAUGGUGCCCCGCUUCCAUGGGGACGAGGAGCGUUUCUUCGUGGAAGGCCUCUCCUUUCCUGACGCUGGCUUCUCUGGGCUCAUCUCCUUCCACGUCACCCUGCUGGAUGACUCCAAUGAGGAUUUCUCUGAGACCCCAGUCUUCACUGACACUGUGGUAUUCCGUGUGGCUCCCUGGAUCAUGACACCCAGCACUCUGCCACCCCUGGAAGUAUAUGUGUGCCAUGUGAGGAACAACACGUGUUUCGUGAAUGCAGUGGCAGAACUGGCAGAGAAGGCCGGCUGCAAGUUGACCAUCUGCCCACAGGAUGAGAACCGCAAUGAUCGCUGGAUCCAGGAUGAGAUGGAGCUGGGCUACAUUCAGGCGCCGCACAAGACCUUCCCAGUGGUCUUUGACUCCCCACGGAAUGGGGAACUGCAGGACUUUCCUUAUAAACGAAUCCUGGUGAGUGGUCCCAGGUCAAGGGGCCGCAGGGUCACCCAGGUUGUCCGGGACUUCCUCCACGCCCAGAAGGUGCAGCCACCCGUGGAGCUCUUUGUGGACUGGUUGGCAGUGGGCCAUGUAGAUGAGUUUCUGAGCUUCGUCCCUGCCCCCGAUGGGAAGGGCUUCCGGAUGCUUCUGGCCAGCCCUGCGGCCUGUUUCAGACUCUUGCAGGAAAAGCAGAAGUUGGGGCACGGCCGGGCACUCCUGUUCCAAGGAGUUGUCGGUGAUAGGAGGGUCCAGCCCAUCUCAAUAAACCAGGUCCUCUCCAAUGAACGCUUUAUCAGCUACAACAAGUUUGUGCAGAGCUGCAUCGACUGGAACCGUGAGGUGCUGAAGCGGGAGCUGGGUCUGGCCGACUGCGACAUCAUCGACAUCCCCCAGCUCUUCAAGACGGAGAGGAGAAAGGCAGUGGCCUUCUUCCCUGACUUGGUGAACAUGCUGGUGCUAGGGAAAUACCUGGGCAUACCCAAGCCCUUCGGACCCAUCAUCAAUGGCUGCUGCUGCCUGGAGCAGAAGGUGAGGUCCCUGCUGGAGCCACUGGGCCUGCACUGCACCUUCAUUGAUGACUUCACUCCGUACCACAUGCUGCAUGGGGAGGUGCACUGUGGCACCAACGUGCGCCGGCAGCCCUUCCCUUUCAAGUGGUGGAACAUGGUGCUCUGA